Molecule: messenger RNA, 1803 nt
Organism: Pyricularia pennisetigena
Lineage: Eukaryota; Fungi; Ascomycota; Sordariomycetes; Magnaporthales; Pyriculariaceae
Exons: 4
Coding region: 1-1803 (600 amino acids)
Source: RefSeq, a predicted model, not a curated record
AUGCCACUCCGUUCAAUUGGCCUACGGGCUUAUCAGUCUGUACAGAUAAUCUCGUCUCGAAGAUGGGCGUCGACUUUGGGUGCAAGCAAAAGUCGGGAUCGUUUAUCCGUUUUGGGUAACGGUUCAUUAACAAAGCAAGAUGCCCUGAGCCGCAUAUCAGCGUGGCAAGGAGCUGCAGAAAAGGAUGGAGUUGACUCGCAGCCAACGAACGCGGUCGCCAUCCUUGUAUCAAGAGACCUCUCGAGGUGGCUUGACGACUCAGAUUUCAUGUCAGCACUCAUCUCUAGUCUCAGUCUUGGCAGCUCAGAGGCUUCCCAGACGGAUGUAAAUGUCCUGAGUGCAGCGGUGGAUAGCCUUUGCCCACAAUCUCUGCACGGCACCCCCUCGAGCGGCCUUUCCAUCCUUCGAGGUGACCAAGACGCCAUACUCCCAGGCCUGUGGCAACAAGACUUUGAAACGACAUCACCUACCUUUAUGCAACGCUCAGAAGACGCGCGCCCAUCCAUUUCUAUGCGUCUGAACCCGUUUCUUGGUGACUUUCGCGCCGUAGAUGCCACCCUACCGCUGGCCAACACGGUUUUCCAAAACGCUCGCCCGUUCACGCUUAUUGCCAGCAAGUGGAGGCAUGAUUCCGCCACUAGCACAGCACCUAGGCUCGUUGAUGCAUUGGAAAAAGAGACGCAGCGCAUCGUGGCAUCUACCGGAAGCAUCCAGUCGCAUGCUAACAUCUCGGUACCUAUUUUCCCAUUGACUGCACCGAGGAGAAUAGCAUCGGGUCUCGGCAACAUCGUGCGCCAGAUUGAGGUGGGCGAUGCUCCUGUUCCUGCGUCGGAGGAGCUCGAGACUGCUAUGCACGCUCUGAUCGAUGCGCGCGAGAGGCUGCUCCCGGAAGCUGGUCCAACCUCCAACAGGACCUGGGCAUUGGUCGUCCCCGAGAACUCUGCAAGUCUUGAAUUCCUCAAAGGUUUUUCCACUUCGGUAGGUGAGGCUGGCGUCAAGAGCGAGCAAGAGAGGGCAGAGACUUUUGCGAGACAUUUCUCGAGCAUUCUUGAGGAGGGCGGCCGCUUACACCGAGUCUUGAGCGGUGGAGGUGGCUGGGGCGCCAAAAGGGGUCUGCUGUCCCUUGACCCGCAAACGACAUAUUCAUCAUCAGGGCCGGAAGAUUUGGAGACUUUCAUGGCGGCCUUUGGUGGCGAGACUACACCAAACAGUGUUGUAUCGCCAGGGUCUUACAUUCAGUUCCUGGUCGAGCCGCUACAGCCAUCGCCGGCGCAGGGAACACAGCGACUUCCGUCAUUGCUUCUCGGAACCACGCCAUCAAACCCUGUCGAAUUGGGCGAUGGCGAAAAUAGCAGGGGCAAGCAGCCCCCUAAUCUCGUCGAGGGACACUUUGGUGCCUUGUCGAAUUCGGGCAUUUAUCUCAGCCUUGCCUCAAGCUCGAAUAGCGGAAGCUAUCCGGGUCAAAUACUCACCAAAGUCGAUGCCCCAAACUCUUACUUGUGGGAAGGAUCAAGUCGAUUCUGUGGCAUCUGCAGAUUCUCACAAGGCCCACAUAACGGUGUCUACUCGGCCAUGUCCUUUGGCUACUCGGUUGGCGAUCUGAUAGCGGGAGCCAACAUGACCCACAAGCUCGUCCGCCUCAUGUCGGGCACGAGCGGCGCCAGCGUCGAAUACCAGGAGGCGAUGGCGGAGCUGUGCGCGAUGCAAGACGCAUUUAUACAGAUCAGCAAAAUGCACCGCGUGAGCGACGUGCGGAUCUUCCCACAAGCCACGGUCAACGCGGUCUCGGUCAUCGUGAUAUAG